CUUCCUUGGCUCUCCACAACAUCAGUUCCCUUCUUCACUUCUUUAAUUGCAAAGGAAAUAUUCCAUCUUCAAUUUAGUGCUUCAAUGGCUGAUACUGGGGCUUCCAUCUCUUCAAGAAGAAUGUGGUGUUCGGUUCCAGAGAGGCUUCAGCUGCACUUGGCCAUGUUGGCCUUGCAGUUUGGCUAUGCUGGAUUCCAUGUAGUCUCUAGGGCUGCCCUUAAUAUGGGAAUUAGCAAGCUUGUCUUCCCAGUUUACAGGAACAUCAUCGCUUUGCUUCUGCUACUUCCAUUUGCAUAUUUUCUUGAAAAGAAGGAGAGGCCAGCGAUUACACUCAACUUCCUCCUUCAGUUCUUUCUUCUGGCUCUAGUAGGAAUAACAGCAAACCAAGGAUUCUACUUGCUGGGGUUAGACAACACCUCACCCACCUUCGCAUCAGCAAUUCAAAACUCCGUCCCAGCCAUUACCUUUCUCAUGGCAGCCCUGCUCCGGAUAGAGAAAGUGAGGCUAAACAGAAAAGAUGGAAUUGCAAAAGUAAUAGGAACUAUCUGCUGUGUAGCGGGGGCCACAGUUAUCACUUUAUACAAGGGUCCAGUCAUAUACAGCCCAGUUCCACGGCUAGACAAACCCAGUUCGCCGAUGUUCAUUUCUCUUGGAGAUGCGAGGGGCAAGAACUGGACCCUGGGUUGUAUCUAUCUCAUUGGCCAUUGCUUGUCCUGGUCCGGUUGGUUAGUGUUGCAGGCUCCGGUUCUCAAGAAAUACCCGGCCAGGCUAUCUGUCACCUCCUAUACGUGCUUUUUUGGGCUUAUACAGUUCUUGAUCAUUGCUGCCUUCGCUGAGAGGGAUCCACAGGCUUGGAUUUUUCACUCGGGGGGAGAACUCUUCACCAUCCUCUAUGCAGGAGUGGUGGCAUCAGGGAUUGCCUUCGCUGUACAGAUAUGGUGCAUUGACAGAGGUGGCCCUGUCUUCGUUGCUGUUUAUCAACCCGUUCAGACUCUUGUUGUCGCUAUUAUGGCUUCCAUUGCUUUGCGCGAAGAGUUCUAUCUCGGAGGAAUCAUUGGAGCAGUGCUGAUCAUAAUAGGAUUGUACCUUGUCCUAUGGGGCAAAAGUGAAGAAAAGAAAUUUGCAGCCAAGGAAAGUGCAGUGAUCCAGUCCACUCCAGAGCACGCAAACCUCAGAUCACAAGCCCACAUCAAGACGUCCCUCACUCAGCCAUUGCUCCCUCCAUCAACGGAAAAUGUUUAACCAGCAAAACCCUAACCUUUAACAACAAAGUUGGCUGGAGACCACAAGAUUUGAAAGGGAAAAGCCUGAAAAAAAAAAUGGAAGCACUACUUAUCAAGAAAGCUUGUGUGUGUAUGAAGAAGUUGUUCUUUUUUUUAUUUUUUAUUUUUAUUUUUCCCUUGUUUAGUAGGAGGUUGAGGAAGGGGAGAUUUUGAGGAGAUGAAAAUGAUUAUCACUUUCACUUUUGUGUGGCCCUGUGUGGCCUGAAACCCCCUUUGUGCUUUUAUAUGUUGAACUAUGGUUUGUUUUUACAAAAAAGAAAGGUAUGCUCAAAGUGAUCAUCAUAUGGUUUGGAGAGAAUGGACCUACCAUUUUAUAAUAAUGUUCAUUUGCUAAA
Molecule: messenger RNA, 1618 nt
Organism: Hevea brasiliensis (rubber tree)
Lineage: Eukaryota; Viridiplantae; Streptophyta; Magnoliopsida; Malpighiales; Euphorbiaceae
Product: protein WALLS ARE THIN 1
Exons: 6
Coding region: 85-1242 (385 amino acids)
Cellular component (GO): plasma membrane
Molecular function (GO): transmembrane transporter activity
Source: RefSeq, a predicted model, not a curated record